AUGCUCCAAAAUGUCCUUUGUUGAGUUUCUUGUUCUUCCUCCUUGAAAGAAACGCCUGAUGUUAUAUCUGUUCUGUGUUAUAUAUUUGUCUGGAUGGAACUAUCGUCUGGGAAUAGGGAAAGGAAGGAGUAGCGAGAAAUAAAAAGGCGAAUAAGUGAAAAAUAAAGAAAAAAAAGAGUCUGUGCUCCAGGUGGACAUUCUCUAAAAAAACACGCUCUUGGACACGUUAUUAUUCGCUGUCAUAAUCGCCUGCCGUUUUGUGCUGGCAUUUUCCAACACUUAUUAUAUCCUCGUUGUGGCCACGAGAGUGGAAAUGGGCCCAAAAUAAGAGAAAAAAGAGGGAAAAAUAGGGUGCCAUUCCCAUUUUCUACGCGUGGGCUUUGCCGGCGGACGCGCCUCAUCCCCCUCAUUGUUGACGAAGGAGCGAGGAACAUUUUGCAAUUUUCAUCGAUUUUCCAUGAGUGCGAAGGAGCUCUGUGCCCAUUCCAACUUCGUACAGGGACGUGCUACUAUGAAGUUAUGGACUACGUAGGGAACACGCCGAAAUGUCUCUGGGAGCGGUGACAGGUGUUAAGAUGGAUCACUUCAGUGUCCUGGAUCCUCGAAAACAAGAGCUUCUGGAGGCACGGAUUGGAGGAAGGGUAAUAGAAACCUCCUUUUUGGUUACCUCAGAUAAUGAGCAUGGUGGAGAUGCCCCAAGAAGUGCUAUUUCCCAGUCUAGUCCCCAGUUACCAAUACACAGUAAUACAGGAUCACAAGAAGCAGGGAAACCACUUGUAAAUCUAGGGGAACCAGCAGCAGUACCUCCUCUUUUACCUAAGGUAGACUCCUCUAUGUACUUAGGUUCCAAGCAAGUCACUCCUUGCUCACCAAAGGCCUUACAGUCUAAUGUAGGUGGUCAUGAUGUGAUGAUUAAAAAGAAUACUGGACAGUACGGAUCACAGCCUGAAGUUUCUGUUAUUUCUAACAGACAUGUCCAGAGUGUGUCUUUUGCUCGGAGUAGUACCCAGGGGACAAUAGAAAUAAAAGAAAUUGAAGGAAAUAAGCCUGUGAAUUUGGCUCAGAGCCUUUCACAGAAACGAUUUGAUAAAACACACGACAGUGACAACAAAAGUAACAAGCACUUCAACUCGGCUGACCAACCAUGUGGAGUUCCUGAUGGUGUCCUGACUGGAGCACCUGAGAUGGACGACAACUCCAAGACUUCUGCCAAGACAAACAAGUCCUCUAACUGUACUGGAACUCCAGACAAGCCCUUGACAGGAGACUUGGAGUUGGAUCCUUCAGGUGAACCUGUCAGAGCAUCCAGUAAGAAGACUCCCAAAGCCAAGCGUCACCUAACGUCCCCAAGAGGGACCCGCGGAAACCCCAGAUUGGCGGGGGAGGUGGCCAGGGUGGGAGCCAGGUCGGACAGCCAGCUUCAGCUGUUUCUUGAGGCAGGGAGGCUGGAGAAGGUUCACCUCAGUGGGAGUAGUCCAAGCACUCCCACAUCCACUCAACCACCCUCUUCCAUGUCCGGGUCUGGGUCCCAGCCUAUUGUACUGGAUAGACAAGAUUCCAAUCUUAGUACAGGGUCAUCAGAUCGAGAAGAAGGUACCAGUCCAGAAAAAGCCCAACAGCGAACUCCGAAUGACCGCAAAAGGAAGCGGAAAGGAGUGCAAGGUGUUCAGAGUGACGAGGGAGGAGGGGGCAGUGCCCCUAAGAUGAGCAGAGGAACUGAGGUAAAGAAAAUUAACGAUUACUUCAAACAGCAGCAACAGCAACAACAGCAGCAGCAACAGCAACAGCAGCAGCAACAACAGCAGCAACAGCAACAAGCUAAUUCUCCCCACAGACACUCCGGAGCAAAGAGUCCAUCCCCACAAACACAUUUGAGCCAUAUGACUGGUCACAGUGGCGGUUUAGGAGAUCCGUUGGUUGGGUUGAUGCCUCCUCCCCGAGGAGUUCCCGUCAGUCAUCGAGCCACACAGAGUGAUAUCACAUAUAGACAGGUAGACGAGAUGGAGAGUCGGGCGUCAAUGGAUAUGGAGGCUAAGAACUCUAGGAUUGAUAAUUUACAGUGUACAAAUGAAGAACUAUCUCGACAGCUACAGAGUCAGAGCAAACUCCUUGAACAGAAACAAUUACAAAUUAAUAAGUGCAUUGAAGUAGUCAAGAAAUUACUAAUUGAGAAGUCAAAUAUAGAGAAGAAAGAAGCGCGGCAGAAAUGCAUGCAGAAUCGGUUAAGGCUAGGACAAUUUGUCACUCAGAGGGUGGGGGCCACCUUUCAGGAAAACUGGCAGGAUGGUUACGCCUUUCAGGAGAUUACAAAACGUCAGGAAGAACUCCAGUCAGAAAAGGAGGAGAUCGACCGGCAGCGGAAGCUCUUAAUGAAGCGGAAACCCUCAGAGGGAGGAAGCAACUCUAGGAAACGGGGAUCAAAUAGCAACCAGAGUCAGGGUGGCAGUAAUCUUCCGAAUGGCCUCGGAGGUGAUCACGACCACAGGGACCUCACUAUCCAGGAAUACUACGAGUCAGAAGAAAUACUAAAGUUACGGCAAACUGCACUCAAGAAAGAGGACACAGACCUUCAGCAAGAGAUGGAGAAAUUAGAAAGGGAAAGAAAUCUACAUAUUAGGGAACUCAAACGAAUUCACAAUGAGGACCAAUCAAGAAUCCUCCAAUCACAGUCUUCACCUCGAAAUCCUCAUGACAUGCGGUGGUUUGGUGGUUUCAACCAAGCUGCUAGAUGUUUGCAUCUUUCUAAACCCCUAACAGAGUUCAACAACCAUCCCGUGCUAAAUGACCGGUACUUGUUGCUCAUGUUAUUAGGAAAAGGAGGGUUUUCAGAGGUUCAUAAGGCAUUUGACCUAAAGGAACAACGUUACGUAGCGUGCAAAGUUCACCAAUUGAACAAGGACUGGAAGGAUGACAAAAAGGCUAAUUAUAUCAAACAUGCCAUAAGAGAGUACAAUAUUCAGAAGAAAUUAAACCAUCCUCGUAUAGUUAAACUCUAUGACGUGUUUGAGAUAGAUGCAAAUAGUUUUUGUACUGUCCUUGAAUACUGUGAUGGUCAUGACCUUGACUUCUACUUAAAACAGCACAAGACUAUCCCUGAGCGAGAAGCAAGAUCAGUGAUCAUGCAGGUGGUAUCUGCGCUCAAGUACCUGAAUGAGAUCAAACCACCAAUCAUUCAUUAUGAUCUUAAGCCAGGAAAUAUCUUAUUGACCGAUGGAAAUAUUCUUGGGGAGGUCAAGAUCACAGAUUUUGGUCUUAGUAAAGUCAUGGACGAGGAUAGUUACCAUCCUGACUAUGGGAUGGACCUCACCUCUCAGGGGGCGGGCACAUACUGGUAUCUUCCGCCAGAGUGCUUCAUAGUAGGCAAAACUCCACCCAAGAUCUCUAGUAAGGUUGACGUGUGGUCCGUGGGAGUGAUAUUUUACCAGUGCCUAUAUGGAAAAAAACCGUUUGGUCACAACCAGAGUCAAGCGACCAUACUAGAGGAGAACACGAUCCUCAAAGCCACAGAUGUACAGUUCCAACCCAAACCAGUGGUCAGCAAUGAGGCCAAGCAAUUUAUUAGGUGUUGCCUGGCUUAUCGUAAGGAGGACCGCAAUGAUGUGUUGACGCUGUCUUCCAAUCCUUACCUUUCUCCGCCACUACCAAAGAGUGGUCGACAGUCAGCCAAUAGUCAGCAGCAAGCAGCAGCGGCAGCCUCUGCUGUAGCACAGGCAGCAGCUGCUCAGCAGCAACAGCAAGGGGGAUACCAGCAACCAUUUUCCACUGGUCUCUUGGGGCUUGGGAACAUCCACUCCUCCACCAGCUCAUAAUGACACGCCACCCACUGUAGGGGGCAUGUCCAGCCCCAACACCCCCUACCUAGCCCCACCCAGCCCCAGCCAGGUCCUCACAAGCCUCACAGCCUGCCGACAACCACCUGUUGCCCACAGCUUCCACCUACAGUAAUUUGGCCAUAGUGACCACAUAUCUUUCUUGAGUUCCAACAUGAUUCACACUGCAAGCAAUCAGGGUUCAGUACAGUUGGAACAUAUUAAGUGUCUCUUACCUCAGCUUUCAAUAGCCAUGACAGUAAAUCUAAGAUGUAGUUUUGCCAUAGAAUUUUCUGGACAGCGGGCAGGAUAAUUCAUUCAUAUUUAGGUUUUCCAACUUGGAUUUUCAGUUUCAUUUUUACCAUUUUGAAACCUUGUGAUUUCAGUUUUCAUUUUUACCAUUUGAAACAUCUUGAUUUUCAUUUGUUACUCGUAUUUUUUUUAUUUACUGUAUUUUUUCAUUGCUGUUUUUUUUUUUUUUUUUUUUUUUUUUUCUCAAUUCAUUCAUUUUCCAUCAACAAUAGCUUACAUAAUUUUAGCAAUGUGAUAAGCUAUAAGAGAUUACCAAUCAGGAGCAAGGGUAGCAGUUGGAUGGGCAGAGGUGUGAGGGGGAGCUCUGGGUGGACAUGGGCAUUGGGGCAGAGGCUCAACACACCACUAGAGACUCCUGUGUUCCUACUUGGUGCCACAGCCACCCACUGUUGAUGUGCUCUGCGAAGGAUGCUGUGGAGGAUGCGGAGCCAGGCAGCAGUUUGGUUUGUGGUGCCAGUGCGCGGCGCGGAAGAGAUUCCAAUGUGACACUUUGUUGAUAAGCUCGACACUAGUAAGCCAAAGUUGUGAAUAAUCAGUGCCAGGGUCAGGAAGAUGCCCACCAACGCUUAUGAAAUCCAUGUGUCUGGUACCUGAAGUGAUGUUGAAGCAUUGAGCAUGGACACAAAUGACUCGGUUGGUAGGAACACAAAAACAGUGAGCGUGGUGCACCAAUUGGACAGUGAACAGCCGUGGCUAGGGAAUGGGGAUACGUGUAGGGAACCAUUCUUUUGACUCCCACCAGCUGGGCAUGAUGACAACGGGUAGGGCGGCAGGAGUGAGAGUUGUGAGCCACCAACUGAUGUGAUGUGAUAUUGUGUAGUCGUGAGUCUGAACUCUGGAUUCUGGCACGCAGGUGUAGGUUGUGGAAGAUGCAGCAGCCGGUAGCCAGGUGUGAUUUUAUAUAUAUAUAUAUAUAUAUAUAUAUAUAUAUAUAUAUAUAA
Penaeus chinensis is the source of this 5062-nucleotide messenger RNA. It is a transcript of the gene Tlk, whose product is annotated as serine/threonine-protein kinase tousled-like 2. The record is from RefSeq and is a predicted model, not a curated record. The transcript is spliced from 17 exons. Lineage: Eukaryota; Metazoa; Arthropoda; Malacostraca; Decapoda; Penaeidae. Gene Ontology annotation, molecular function: ATP binding; protein serine/threonine kinase activity. Gene Ontology annotation, biological process: chromosome segregation; peptidyl-serine phosphorylation; intracellular signal transduction. Gene Ontology annotation, cellular component: nucleus. Bases 546 to 3809 code for a protein of 1087 amino acids.